This is a messenger RNA of Volvox carteri f. nagariensis, 3240 nucleotides long. RefSeq lists its product as uncharacterized. The record is from RefSeq and is a predicted model, not a curated record. The coding region runs from base 1 to 3240 and encodes 1079 amino acids. Lineage: Eukaryota; Viridiplantae; Chlorophyta; Chlorophyceae; Chlamydomonadales; Volvocaceae. The transcript has 12 exons. Gene Ontology annotation, cellular component: nucleus.
AUGGCUGGCGAGGUAUCCUGUGGUAUCCUGUGGUAUCCUGUGCUGGCGAGGUAUCCUGUGUGGGAGAGAUUUUGGUUUUUACGAGGACCCCCGUUCGAGACCGUGGGCGGCACCUGGCAGCUCUAUUUGGAAGAGGGUGGUCCAACAGCAGUAGCACCUGCGGUAGCUAGCAGCGGCUGCAGGAGUACGGCAGCAGUAGCAGUAGCCGCACCCCCAGGGGCGGGGGGCGGUCCGCAUCCCGCUGGCGUGGCAAUUCCCAUGUACCUGCACAGCGAGCUUCGGCUGCUUGUGAUGGGCCGGACGCCACUUCUGGCCGCUGGUCGCCGCGUUCGCAUUGCGGCAGUGCCCCCCAGGUCGGCUCCCGCAGCGACCAGUCCCGCGGUGACUCGGCUGCUGCCCACUCGCUUCAUGGUUCCGGAGCUUCCACCAUCUCUCCUGAUGGGGGGCUCCACCGCGGGUACCGCUCCAGGGUGCCCCGCCGCCGCCGCCGCCGCCUCCCCUGGCGGCAUUGGCUGCUGGUUAAGCUCCUGGCCACAUUUCGAUGCGCUGCGCCACGGCGGUACGGAUCCCUUGGGACUCAGCCAGGCCUGCGAUGGCGCUCUGGCGGCUGUGGCCCGGGGAACUCGCGCCAAGGUGGCUGGCUGGGUGGUGGCGCGUGUGGUGGCCGUGGGCGCGGCGCCGCCUAGGGAGCCUGGCGCCUUCGACAGAUACCGGAGACGUGUUAUCUCCCUGAUUGACCCGUCGACACCGCCAGGGGCGGCUACAGCCGCCGCCGGGGCCGGCGCCGCCGCUGCUCCGACCGUCAGCUUGGACUUGUUCGGUGACGCGGUGGUACUGGGGGACUUGUUACUGGCAGGGGAGGUCAUCGCCAUGUACGAACCUACGGUGCAUGUACGGGAUACGGCGGCGGAAGGAGCGGUGGCGGCGACGGCGUCGUUGUCGUACGAGCACACCACAGACACGAUUCUGGCAGUGUUGCCGUCCUGUUGGGGUCUGACGGCGCCGGAAGCGGCGGCGGCGGUUCCGACGCUGCCGUCGUCGGGGGUAGAUCUGAUGGAUGUGGAUGGAGAGACGGCGGCGACGGAGGCGACGGGUCAUCUGGGUCGUCCCAACUGCGGCGGUUCGGGGGAAGCGCCGGCAACGGCUCCCACCACACAGCAGCAGCCGCAUUCACAGCGGUGGUGCCUGCACCCCAAAUCUCCAGGCCAAGAGCCCCGCCAUGCAUUGCUAGGUCUGUGCAGCUUGGCCCCAUCGGCACAUCUUGGAGGUCUGGGCUGGGUAAGCGGUGGCAGCUGUGACGGCGCCGCCGCCGCCGCCGCCGCCGCCGCUGGUGGUGCUAUUGAUGCCACUGGUGCUACUGUAAGCGCUGCAUUAGCGGCGGCGGUUGGAUGUACCGCAGCUCCAGGGCCCGGCGAUGGCGUCACCUGUCGUACAGUAGUGGUGGCGCGAGUCCAAGCGGUGCUGGGCUACAGCCAUGGCGCCGGGACGGCGCACGGGGGUCGUUUGCGGGUGCUGCUCAACGACGGUACGGGUGUAGUGGCGGCGGAGAUGCACCUGGCGCGGGGCAGUAAGGUGCCGUCGUACAUGCGGGAAGGCCACGUCGUCAUUCUGCUAGGUGCCGUACCGCUGCCUGCCAACAGUGCCUCCGCCGUCGCCCUGGCUGCCGGCGCGGCGGCGGCGGCGGCGGCGGCGCUGCAGCAACACCGCCGCCCCCAAGAACGCACCCUGACUGUCAGUACGACUCCAGCCGCCGUCACCGCCGCCGCCGCGGCGGAUGGUGCCGCGCUGGCGACCGAAGUGCCGAUCCAAGCCCUGUCGUGGAACGAGACGGCGCCGGAAAGUGAGGCGCAUAGCCUGACGUCGAUGCCCGCCCAUAUGACAACGCCGCCUUUGGUGUCGUACACAUGCUUGGCGGCGCUGCGGCGGGCGCAUCAGUACCUGACGGCUUCCCAGGCCCCGGCCAACGAGCAGUGUUGGCGAGAACAGCAACAACAUUCGCACCGCCAUCAAAACAAGCAGCAUUCGGCGGCAGUAGCACCAGCAGCGCCGCCGCCGCGGCUGCAUUGGCCCGUGGACGUUCUCUCCGCCGUCGCGGCCGCCACCCGCGAGCUGCCGGACCCUCGAGGUAUCUGGAGCCGCGAUGUGCCGUACAUAACGCGCCCCUUCGUCCUGACUCCGAGUGGUAGCAGGCAUGAAUGUGCUGACGGCAGCGCCGGCGGUGUCGGGGCAGUUGCGGCCGUGUGCGCAUGCCCUGGUUUCGGAGCGGCCACCAGGCCAUCAUCAUCAUCAUCAGCAGCAGCACCAUCAUCAUCAGCAGUAGCAGCAGCAGUAGCAGCAGCUGCAGCAGCACCACUAGGCGCUGUGCCGCCGCCACUUUGCAGCUGCAACGGCGGCUGCGGGAGACCUUCGCCGCUGGCGGCUGAGUCGGGUACGGCGGCUGAGUGUACGGCAGAUGUGUGGUGCGGCGCGUUGGCAUGUGUUGUGGUGAUUCGGUCAGCCGUCGUGGAGACGCAUCGUGUGCACAGGCAAUGCGGCCGGCCGGUACAGCGUGCCGCAUCCAUGUUCCUGGACUUCGAGUUUGAUGACGUGGACAACGAUGGUGGCGGAGGCGGAAGCGGUGGCGGAGGCGGUGGCGGAGGCAAUGGCGGUGGCGGGGGCAAUGGCGGUGGCGGAGGCGGUGGCGGUGGCGGUGGCGGUGGCGGAGGCGGAGGCGGUUCUACAGCUGCGCCGCCCACCGGCGCUGAGGCUACUGCUGCUCAGCACACCGCAGCUGCAGCUUGUGCUACUGCAGCUGACGCAGCCGCCACGUUACCUGCUGAUCAUGGGGCACUACAUAGCCUGCUGGGUGUUAGCGCCGCCGCGUUUCACGGACUGGGGACUGCCCGACGACGGCGAUUGGUGGAGAGCUGUCUGGUCGACCCUCGAGGUGGCCCCCGACGAGGCCUCGUAGCGCUGUACGCUAGACCUUGGCCGCACCGGCACCAGCAAGGACAGCAACAAGAGCAGCAACAAGAGCAGUACCAGCACCAGCAGCACCAGCAGCACCAGCACCAGCAGCAGCAGCACCAGCAGCGUUCUGCGCGUGGUGCCGGCCCGGUGGCUGCUCUGAACUUCGACGGCUGCAGCGGCGGCGGUGCCGGUGGUGCUGGUGGUGCUGGUGGUGGUGAUGGUGAUGGUGGGUGUUGUCCGCUGUCCUUGAGUGACUACUGGGCAGUGGCUCAGUUGCAUCUCCUGGACUAA